AUGGGUGAGAUUCUUUAUGCAUGCGACGACUCUGACAUGCAACUGAUAGGGAAGUUCUUGAGCUUCGCUUCGAGAGGUGACAGAGUUGGACUGAACCAGAUGUUGAUCCAAGGCGUAUCUCCUGAUGUGCAAGACUACGACAACAGGACGGCGCUGCAUCUGGCGGCGAGUGAGGGUCACACUCCCAUUGUUGAGCUUCUUGUGUGCUACAGAGCCAAUGUUAAUCUCCAAGACCGAUGGAAAAGAACGCCCUUGACAGAUGCAAGACUCUAUGGACAUCGAGACAUAUGCAGAAUUCUUGAAGUGAAUGGAGGCAAUGACUUUACCAGUCAGCUAAUGACUGUUCGACAUGAACAUGAUUCAAAUGAUGUUAAGUUUGACAUGACGGAAUUAGAUACAGAACAUUCAUCAAAGGUUCAACAGGGUUGUUUUGGUGAAUCUGAGAAGGUCAAGUGGCGUGGAAUCUGGGUCGUAAAGACUGUUGUCAAGAGACACAUACGUGCUCCAGUAACAAUGAUACUCUCUGCUAAGGAUAACACUCUCCUACGGGAACUUAGACAUCCCAAUAUCUUGCAAUUUCUUGGUUCAAUUGUGCAGCAAGAGGAGAUGGUUCUUAUUACCGAGUAUCUGCCCAAAGGUAAUCUUGAGGAUAUUUUGAACCAAAGAACCCGUCUUGAUGUGCAUACUGCCCUUCGUUAUGCGCUCGAUAUUGCUAGGGGUAUGAACUAUCUUCAUAAGCACGUGCCAUCCCCAAUAGUUCACUAUCAUUUGGGUACCAGAAACUUGUGGCAGGAUGAAGGUGGACACUUGAAGAUUGGGGAGUAUUGGGUUCAGAUGUUGUAUGAACUUAACCCGGAUCAAAAUGGAUGCCAAAAAUGCGAUGGCACACAAGAUUUAACAAAGAUAGACAUUCGGUCAUUUGGGCUCAUAUAUUAUCAGAUGCUAGAAGGAACGCACUGCCAGACCAACACAAACACUGACCAACACGAACUCGCCAUCGUUACUUUUAAACCCAAAUUCCAUUUGAGUCGAUGUUCUAAUAGGAUUCAAGAGUUGAUACAGAAAUGUACAAGUGGUGAUCCUUCCGACGGGCCCCCAUUCGAAGACAUCAUAGGUAUUCUUGAAGAGGAAGUAUUGUCUUUGGGUAGAGCAUGCCCACUAGUUUGUUAG
This is a messenger RNA of Fragaria vesca subsp. vesca, 1170 nucleotides long. RefSeq names its product probable serine/threonine-protein kinase DDB_G0271682-like. The transcript is spliced from 11 exons. The coding region runs from base 1 to 1170 and encodes 389 amino acids. Gene Ontology annotation, biological process: protein phosphorylation. The record is from RefSeq and is a predicted model, not a curated record. Gene Ontology annotation, molecular function: protein kinase activity; ATP binding; protein binding. Lineage: Eukaryota; Viridiplantae; Streptophyta; Magnoliopsida; Rosales; Rosaceae.